Messenger RNA from Candida dubliniensis CD36, 1203 nucleotides. RefSeq lists its product as uncharacterized. Lineage: Eukaryota; Fungi; Ascomycota; Pichiomycetes; Serinales; Debaryomycetaceae. The coding region runs from base 1 to 1203 and encodes 400 amino acids. Gene Ontology annotation, cellular component: mitochondrion. The record is from RefSeq and is a predicted model, not a curated record. Gene Ontology annotation, molecular function: (S)-2-hydroxy-acid oxidase activity; (S)-2-hydroxyglutarate dehydrogenase activity. The transcript has a single exon.
AUGUUUAAACAAUUGAAUAGACUACGUCAUUUCCACAUAUCAGCAGUAUCACGAUCUGAUUUUUCACACGUUGUUAUUGGUGGAGGUGUAAUAGGUACAGCAAUAGCGGCUGAACUACAAGAACAACUGGGAAAUGAAGUUUUACUAAUCGAUAAGAAUGAACAGUUGGGAAUGGAAACCACGUCAAGAAAUUCAGAAGUCAUCCAUGCAGGGAUUUAUUAUCCUCCUAAUUCAUUAAAAUCCAAACUAUGCAUUGCUGGGAAAAACAAGAUCUAUGAUGCUUGGACUAAAGGCAAUUUCCAAGUUCCGUUGAAAAAAUGUGGGAAAUGGGUGGUUGCUCAAACAGAUAAAGAAGCAGAAUAUCUUGAAAAGAUAAACAAGAUAGCAAAAGAAGUCGAUGUCCUGGUGAAUUUUAUUUCAUCAACAACAGCAAAGGCAAAAUACCCUUUGAUUAGAGCCGAAACAGCUAUUCUUGAAAGCCCAACUACAGGAAUCAUAUCAGCUCAUGAUUUCACUCUUUUCCAUCAAGCAAGAUUUGAAAAUAACAAUGGGACCAUUGGACUUAAUACAGAAUUAACGAGCUUGGAGUAUAAUAAACCAACUUCAAACUAUACGUUAUAUUUAGAAUCAGAUUCUGGUGAAAUGAAAUUAACAUCAGACAAUGUUGUCAAUGCGGCAGGAUUAUAUGCUGCUCAAGUUUCAAACUUAUUGUUACCAAGUGAAAGACAUUAUCAAGGUUAUUUUGCCAAGGGGAAUUAUUUCAGUUAUCUGCCAACAACAUCAAUAGGUAAAAUAACUGAUGUGUUGAUAUAUCCUUGUCCAAACCCUAAUGCUUCAUCUUUGGGUACACACUUGACGUUUGACCUAGGUGGACAAUUGAGAUUUGGACCUGAUUUAGAAUGGUUGGAUAUUAAACGAGCUGAAGAUAUAGAUUAUACCCCGAAUCCACAAAACUUGAAAGAAGCAUAUAAGGCAAUCAAAACAUAUUUUCCGAGUGUCACUCUUGACUCUUUACAUCCUUCUUAUUCUGGUGUACGACCAAAAAUAUAUUCAUUAGAAGACAAUAUGAAAAAAUUUGCUGAUUUUGAAAUAAAAGAAGAAGCCGGGUACCCAGGAUUUGUUAACCUUUUAGGUAUGGAAAGUCCUGGCUUAACAGCUUCAUGGGCAAUUGGAGAAUAUGUCAAAGAUCUAUAUCAUAAGUAA